AUGGCAUUCUUUCACGCACAGUCAUGUGAAUGCAUCAAAUCUGAGUUGGAUCUGUUUGCACUUCCUGCAACACAAACCAGUAUCGAAGGUGGGGAAUGGGUGUUUUACAAGCCUUUAUCAUCACUAUCAGACGAAGCGCCUAUUGAAUUCGUGGUCCCCGGAAAUGGAAAUGAUUACCUCGAUUUAAGCCACACAAUGCUCUACGUUACGGCGAAAAUUGUAAAACAAGAUGACGCGACUUUGGGUGCGGAAGAUGUUGUAGCGCCUGUCAACAAUUGGCUGCAUACGUUGUUCAGUCAAGUGGAAGUAUGUUUGAAUCAGAAAUUAGUGUCACCACCGAGCAAUACUUAUGCGUAUCGUGCAUACAUUGAAACUCUAUUGAAUUAUGGCUCUGAAGCCAAAGCAACUCAUCUGGGGUGUUCACUAUGGCACAAUGAUACUCCGAAGCAAAUGGAUACAUUAACAGCUGAUAACAAAGGUUUCGCUAUUCGUCAAAAUACCACAAAGCUCGGUAAAAUGGUGGAAAUGGUAGGUCACGUGCACGCGGACUUAUUUAAUCAAGAAAAGUUUCUCAUGAAUGGAGUUGAAAUGAAAGUAAAAUUUGUUCGAACAAGAGACACCUUUAGUUUAAUGGCUGCUACUGGUUCAACAUACAAAGUGAAAAUUGUGGAUGCCAGUUUACUGGUUAGAAGAAUGAAGAUUAAUCCUGUAGUUCUUCUUGCGCACACAAAAGCAUUAGAAACCACUGCAGCCAAAUACCCUAUUACUAGAUCGGAUGUGAAGGUGCUAACGAUUCCCGCAGGUGUGCAACGCAAAUCGUUGGAUAAUGUCUUCCUUGGACAACUACCAAAACGCUGCAUAAUUGGUUUUGUGUCGAAUAGAGCGUUUAACGGAGAAUACGCUUCCAAUCCCUUCAACUUUCAUCAUUACAAGAUUAAUUAUAUGUCUCUGUACAUUGAUGGGCAGCAAAUUCCAUCAAAACCGUUACAACCAGAUUUCACUCAAGAAGGAUUAUACGUAAGGGCCUACCACACUUUAUUUUCUGGAACUGGAAUACAUUUUUUGAACGAAGGAAAUAACGUAUCACGUUUAGACUAUCCGCACGGAUACUGCCUAAUGACUUUCGAUUUAACGCCGGAUUUAUCCGCAAACGCCACAACUCAUUGGAACUUGGUAAAGAACGGUUCUCUUCGUAUCGAAGUUGGUUUCCAAGACGCUCUGACUGAGACGGUGAAUUGUCUCGUGUACGCAGAAUUUGACAACGUUAUUGAAAUUGAUAAACAUCGAAAUGUCAUCGCAGACUUUAACAUUUAA
Messenger RNA from Photinus pyralis (common eastern firefly), 1314 nucleotides. RefSeq lists its product as uncharacterized. Gene Ontology annotation, cellular component: cytosol. Gene Ontology annotation, molecular function: ribonucleoside-diphosphate reductase activity, thioredoxin disulfide as acceptor. The transcript has a single exon. Bases 1 to 1314 code for a protein of 437 amino acids. NCBI's taxonomy places the organism in Eukaryota, Metazoa, Arthropoda, Insecta, Coleoptera, Lampyridae. The record is from RefSeq and is a predicted model, not a curated record. Gene Ontology annotation, biological process: deoxyribonucleotide biosynthetic process.